GCCCCUCGGAGUUGAAGGCGGAGCCCGGCAGCAUAGUAUCGAGUUAGAGGAGGUCCGAGGGAAGGCGGAGGCUAAGAUCUGAAGGAAAGGAGGAAGUAGAGGUUUCCCGCCACUCCUUAGUAUCCUGUUCCCAGAGAAGAAGGUAUCAUGUGACAAGUGGCAAUAUUAUUUUACUGUCUGUGCUGGACUCCUCUUCCCUUUAAUCUCCACUCUACUUUUAAGAAAGAAUGAAGCAGUUGCCUGCAGCAACUGUUCGUCUCCUUUCAAGUUCUCAAGUGAUCACUUCUGUGAUCAGUGUCAUAAAAGAGCUAAUAGAAAAUUCAUUGGAUGCUGGUGCCACAAAUAUAGAUGUUAAACUGGAAAAUUAUGGAUUUGAUAAGAUAGAAGUUCGAGACAAUGGUGAUGGAAUCAAAGCUAUUGAUGCACCUGUGAUGGCAAUAAAGCAUUAUACCUCAAAAAUAAACAGUCAUGAAGACCUUGAAAAUUUGACGACUUAUGGUUUUCGUGGGGAAGCUUUGGGGUCAAUUUGUUGUAUAGCUGAGGUUUUAAUUACAACAAAGACAGCUGCUGAUAACUUUAGCACCCAGUAUGUUUUAGAUAGCAGUGGUCAUAUAGUUUCUCAAAAGCCUUCACAUCUUGGACAAGGUACAACAGUAACUGCACUGAAAUUAUUUAAGAAUCUUCCUGUAAGAAAACAAUUUUAUUCAACAGCUAGACGAUGUAAGGAUGAGUUAAAAAAAAUCCAAGACCUUCUUAUAGCCUAUGGCAUUCUCAAACCUGAAUUAAGGAUUAUUUUUACACAUAACAAGGUAAUUAUUUGGCAGAAAAGCAGGGUUUCAGAUCAUAAAACAGCUUUGAUGGCAGUUCUGGGAACUUCCAUUAUGAGCAAUAUGGCAGCCUUUGAGCAUCACUAUGAAGAAUCUCAGAUUUAUUUAAGUGGAUUUCUUCCAAAGCUUGACUCUGAUCACUCUUUGACAAAUCUUUCAACCCCAGAAAGGAGUUUUAUUUUCAUAAAUAAUCGACCAGUACAUCAGAAAGACAUCCUAAAGUUAAUUCGUCAUUACUACACUGAGAAAUGCCUAAAAGAGUCAACUCGUUCUUAUCCAGUUUUCUUCAUGAAAAUUGUUGUGCCUGCAGCUGAUGUAGAUGUAAAUUUAACACCUGAUAAAAGCCAAGUAUUAUUACAAAAUAAGGAAUCACUUUUAAUUGCUGUUGAAAAUGUGUUGACAUCAUGGUAUGGACCACUAAUUAGUACAAAUUCUCAUGAAAAUAAUAAAGCAGAUGUUUCCUCAGUUGACAUGACUGUUAACAGAACAGUACAAACAGAUGUGGAUGUUAAUGAAAUGGAAUCAUCUGGAAAUAGUUAUUCAGAUGUGGAUAUUUCAACCUUUUCAUUCCAACAUGACAUGCAGAAUUGUGAAUCAGGAAAUAACACUGAGGUCUGCUUAAAAAAACAGAUAAUUUGUCAUGAUAAUCCUCAUGGUUUUGAUGGUGACAUUUCUAAUACUGAUAAGAUAAAGCAAAAUACAUUUCAAGACAUCUUCAUAAAUAAUUUUUCAUCAUGUAAGAAUGACGCAAGCCAACAUAAUGAAACUUUUAAUCUAAAUGCUCUAAAGCAUGUUCAGUCUAUAAAUGGCAAUGGAGAUGGUCCUAUUAAUGAGGUGGAAAAAAAUGUGGCAGCAACACUAUCUGAAAUAUCUUCUGAAAUCUGUGCAGAUGACUGGAGUAAGGGAAAUGCACUUAAAAAUUCAGUAGGAAAGAACAUUGAACCUGUGGAAAUUUUUGUGCCACAAGCAAAAAGUUUAACAUCUGACCUAAAUAUAAACUGUAAUCAACAAAAUCCUGAACAGAAGAGUCCCAGUAAAAGCCCCAGUAAAAAGAAAUCAAAUGUGAUAGAUGACAAAUGUGGGCAACUUACAGCCUAUGAUUUAAUUAGCAGUCGAGUAAUUAAGAAGCCCAUUUCAGCAAGAGACCUUUUUAUUCAAGAUCAGCGUUCAAAAUUUCUCAGUGAAAAUUCAAAGACCCAUCUAGAGGAUAUGACAGUACAAGCUGAAGAACUGUGGAAGACAUUGAAUGAAGAGGAAAGGAUGAAAUAUGAAGAUAAAGCUGCUAAAGAUCUAGAGCGAUACAAUAAGCAAAUCAAGAAGGCUACUGAACAAGGGUUACAAAGAACAACAAAAGAAAAUGAAAAAAGAUCAAAAUUAACAACAAUGCAGAAUCUGGCACAAAAACACAAGCUAAAAACUUCAUUUUCUAAUCAGCCAAAACUUGAUGAGCUUUUUUCUCAAAGUGAGAAAAGGAAAAGCAAGUCACAAAAUAUAAAAAUUUUACAGAUUCCUUUCUCUAUGAAAACCUUAAAACUUAAGUAUAGGAAGCAUAUGAAAAGUGAUUUACUAUAUAAAGAAGAACUUUGCCUGAUCCAUCAUUUAAGUUUUCCUGAUGCAUGGAUAAUUGCUUCCCAAAAAGAGAUCAUGUUAUUAAACCCAUACAGAGUGGAAGAAGCUUUACUAUUUAAAAGACUUCUUGAAAAUCAUAAACUUCCUGCAGAGCCAUUGGAGAAGCCAAUGAUAUUAACAGAGAGUCUUUUUAAUGGGUCCAUUUAUUUAGAGGUCUUAAGUAAAAUGACAAUGGAUGAUCAAGAUUUCAGUGGCUCAACCUACUUGUCUGAUCCACGCCUUACAGCAAAUGGAUUUAGGAUAAAAAUGAUACCAGGAACUUCAGUCACUGAAAACCAUCUGGAAAUAGAAGGAAUGGCUAAUUGUCUCCCAUUCUAUGGAAUAUUGGAUUUAAAGGAAAUUCUUAAUGCGGUGCUAAAUAAAAAUGCGAAGGAAGUUUAUGAAUGUAGACCUCGUAAAGUAGUUAGUUAUUUAGAGGGAGAAGCAGUACGUCUUUCUCGACAGCUACCUUUGUAUUUAUCAAAAGAGGAUGUGCAAGAUACUAUAUAUAGGAUGAAGCUACAACUGGGAGAUGACAUUAAGGGAUGUGUUCAUGGUCGCCCAUUUUUUCAUCACUUAACAUACCUUCCAAAAACUAUAUAAUACUAUAAAUUUUGCAGUAAAUCAGAAUGUUUUCUUUUUUCUCCUCAGUUAAAUGUUUUCUGCUUUAAAACUUUAUAAUUAUGUCUUAAGCAUUUUUGCAUCAUCUUGUUUAUACACUUUUAAAUAAAUACUUAUCAUUUUGUAAAAUGAAAUAAAUUCCAAUUUGUAUAAAAACUCCA
This is a messenger RNA of Monodelphis domestica (gray short-tailed opossum), 3217 nucleotides long. RefSeq names its product PMS1 homolog 1, mismatch repair system component (gene PMS1). Gene Ontology annotation, cellular component: MutLalpha complex. The record is from RefSeq and is a predicted model, not a curated record. Gene Ontology annotation, molecular function: mismatched DNA binding; ATP binding; ATP-dependent DNA damage sensor activity. NCBI's taxonomy places the organism in Eukaryota, Metazoa, Chordata, Mammalia, Didelphimorphia, Didelphidae. Gene Ontology annotation, biological process: mismatch repair.